This is a messenger RNA of Contarinia nasturtii (swede midge), 2849 nucleotides long. Its product is annotated as RING finger protein 11-like. The transcript has 2 exons. NCBI's taxonomy places the organism in Eukaryota, Metazoa, Arthropoda, Insecta, Diptera, Cecidomyiidae. Bases 1568 to 2002 code for a protein of 144 amino acids. The record is from RefSeq and is a predicted model, not a curated record.
CAGUAUCAGUAUUUGAACGAAAAUAACAAAAAUAAAUUAAUGAAGAAGUGAAAAAACACAAGCGAAGUAAAUAUGUCGUCUCGUCUGUUAUUUGUGGUAUAAGUCGAAUGUAUACUAUUCGCCAUCGUAAACAAGAGUUUGCAAAGCAUUAAUUUUUUUAAAUUUUUGUGAGAUAAAUUGCAUUAGUUUAUCUUAUCCAAUUAACUAGAUAGAAAAAAAUCUGUCGACACACAAAGUGCCAACCUAUAAACUACGUUCAAUAAAUACGACAUUUGAAAAGUGGAAAAUACGUGUGUUGUUCGUGAAAUUAAUUUUGUUGCGAAAAAAAAUAAUGUGCAUUUGCUUGAUAUUUUUUGUUUGAUAUAUUAUUUUUCGUAUGUCUCUAUCAUUGAUACACACAGCACACGAAAAAAAGAAAUCAACAAAAUCAGUGUAAAGAAAAUAUACAGCGAAGACAGUGUUAUUUUGGUAUUCAUCAGUUCGGCUCUUCGCAACGCAAUGUUAUGUGCUCCAAGUAAAUGACUGUGUAUUUUGUAUGUUUUUUUUUUGCUAUUGCUGCUGCUGAUGUUGUAGGAGACGCAGUGUAUUUCACCAGACAAAGAAACAAGUAGACUAUUGCGUUUUGCGUAAAACGACUCCAAACCCAAACCAAACAGAGAUAAACCGAUAAAUUGUGGUAACGAGAAAAAACCCAUCGAAGUUUUUAUUAUUUUUUUUCGGUAAAUCAACUUUCUCCAUUUGUUAUCGCAAUAAUAACCGGAAUACAACAGAAACCCUAUCAAAGUGAUGAAGCAUUGGAAUAAUUAGAUUUAUGCAAAAAAAAAUCAAUCAUUUAUUGUCGCUGCUAUUUUUUUGUGUGUGUGCUCUAGGCAAAUAUAUGCAAGGACAGGCAGACCAGUGUAAUGAUUAUAAAAAUCGAAUGGAGAACUAAACACGGAACUGAAUAAAAACUUCUAAUCGUUUUACACAAACCAGAGAAUAAUAGCACUAAAAUCGGGCCGAAACUAGAUUCAUAAAACCAUAUGUCGUGCGUCAAUACAUAUUCGAUUUUUUGUGUUAGAAUAUUGAGCCAAUUUUCAUUCAAAACGACGAAUGCAAUCAUGAAUUGACCUUACAGCCCAUACAUUCUCAUCGCCGACACCAUCGCACGUUAGUUGUGUUUUUCCCUUUCAUUCGUUCGUUCGUUGAUUCGAUUUCGGUAUUAUUUUUUUUCUUUGCCGUUUGUUUUUUUUUUUUUUUUUGUUAUUUUCAUUUGCAUAUUUAAAUUGCUGGACAUUUGGUGCAAUAAAAUUGAUUGAGAGAAAUAAAGUUUGCACUUUUAUAUGUUUGAACUGUGCACGAGUCAAAUCAAGAAGUAACGCUAAAAGAUUGAAUUUGCUUUGUUUGAAGCUGAUAAUUUAUUUUUGUGAUAGAAUAACCCUUUUCAUUCAUUUGAUAAAUGUGAUGCGUAACGAAGGGUGACAAAACCAAAGCUAAAGCAAACUAAAAUAAAACGCAAAUAAAUAUUAUAAUCGAUCAUCUAAUACUAGUUAAACAAAAAAUAGUGACACAAAAAAAAACUACAAAAAUGGGCAAUUGUUUUAAACGGUCAACGACAGACGACAUCUCUCUCUUGCGAGGUGGCAAUGAACCAAAUCGAGAAUCUACAGAACAAUUGGGACCGUCACCAUUAUAUUCGGAGGUCUUGCAACCAGUAUUCUAUCCAUCACCGUCGGUGAGUCGGCCAGUGUCUCAUCUAACUGAGGAGGAACAAGUGAAAAUAGCAAAACGUAUCGGUUUAAUACAACAUUUACCCGUUGGCUUGUACGAUGGAUGCAAAAAGGCUCGCGAAUGUGUUAUUUGUAUGAUUGAAUUCAAUGUGGGCGAUUCAAUCCGUUAUCUACCUUGUAUGCAUACCUAUCAUGUUGGCUGUAUUGAUGAUUGGCUAAUGCGUAGUCUAACAUGUCCAUCUUGCCUCGAACCGGUCGAUGCAGCACUUCUCACCACUUAUGAAACUUGCUAAAAUCUGCGUUUUACUCUUUUCGCAUCUCAUCCAAACGCGAGGAAAGAUGAUGAAAUUAUUGACCUUUUUUAUACAUUAAAAAAAUCGAUAAGAGAGAAUAAUUUUUAUUUUUGAAAUUAUUUUAUUUUUCGUCGAAAAAGUAAUCAUUAUUUUUUUGUGACGAUUUAAUGUGCGGGUCGACAUAUGACCAUUGUCACUUGAUGACUGCAUAUAAUAAUAUAUAUAUUAAAACAUUUUACUAAUGUUAUUUAUUAGAACCUCAACUCGAUUAUAAAAUGAAAAAUUCUAUUCAAAUGAAAGAAAAAAAGUAAAGAACAUCCAAUAAUUAGAAUAAUAAUAUUAAUAAUAAUUACAUUUUGAUUUGGAACAGAUUUCGGUUACGGUUUACAAAUUGUCUACAAUAACGAAAUAGUUCUGUCUUUUUUUGUGUAAAUGAACAGCUUUUAUCCAAAUCUCUUUCCAAAAUUUAAACAAAACUAAAAGAAUAAACAAUAAAAAGCGUAUGAACAACAAUAAUAAACUAUGAUAAAUAAAUCGAGAUUGUAUUUGAAAAUUGUGAAAAAAGGGAAAAAAUGUAUAUGUUGUUUAGCUAAACAAAUGAAUAUGUGUAUAUUUGCAAAGUUGAUGCUUGUUUGGGUUUAAUAGAGAAAUAGCUUAUACCAUUUAUUUAAUUAUCUAUUCUUUACACCAUUUAUUAUAUUAUAUUUAGUAACACAUAUCUGUGUAACUUUUUUCUUUUUUGGUAUUUUCUCUUACGUCUCUAACGUUUCAAUUGGAAUCCACAUUUGAAAGAACAAAGCCAAUUAACUAUAAAUUUUAUUAGCAUUGAUCGGAUUAAGAUUGGUUA